Messenger RNA from [Candida] anglica, 3283 nucleotides. Lineage: Eukaryota; Fungi; Ascomycota; Pichiomycetes; Serinales; Debaryomycetaceae. The record is from the annotation of a GenBank genome assembly.
CUAGACAGUGGUAAUAACUGAAAAUUCUGUAGAACGAAAUGGGAAAGAAGGCUAUUGACGCACGUAUUCCAUCCCUUAUCCGUAAUGGUGUUCAGGAAAAGGAAAGAAGUUUUUUCUUCAUCGUAGGGGAUAAAGCUAGAAAUCAGCUCCCCAACUUGCACUAUUUGAUGAUGAGUGCAGACUUAAAGAUGAACAAAUCUGUUUUAUGGGCCUACAAAAAGAAACUUUUGGGCUUUACUUCUCAUAGACAAAAGAGAGAAGCAAAGAUUAAGAAGGAUAUCAAGAGAGGUAUUAGAGACGUUAACGAGCAAGAUCCUUUCGAAGCUUUCAUCUCUAAUCAACACAUUAGAUAUGUUUACUAUAAGGAAACUGAAAAGAUCUUGGGUAACACAUAUGGUAUGUGUAUUUUGCAAGAUUUCGAAGCAUUGACCCCAAACCUUUUGGCUAGAACCAUCGAAACUGUUGAAGGUGGUGGUUUGGUUGUUAUCCUUUUGAAAUCUAUGUCCUCUUUAAAGCAAUUGUAUACCAUGUCUAUGGACAUUCAUUCUCGUUAUCGUACUGAAGCUCAUGACGAUGUCGUUGCCAGAUUCAAUGAAAGAUUUUUGUUAUCCUUGGGCUCUUGUCAAAACUGUUUAGUGGUUGACGAUGAACUUAAUGUCUUACCAAUCUCUGGAGGUAAGCACAUCAAACCAUUACCACCUAAGGAUGAAGAUAUCUUGGAUCCAAAGGCACAAGAAUUGAAGGAAUUGAAAGAAAGUUUGGCAGAUGUUCAACCAGCUGGAUCAUUGGUCAACUUGGCUAAAACCGUUAACCAAGCUCAAGCCAUCUUGACUUUCAUUGACUCUAUUUCUGAAAAGACUUUAAGAAGCACUGUCACUUUGACUGCUGGUAGAGGUCGUGGUAAGUCUGCUGCUUUGGGUAUUUCUAUGGCUGCAGCUGUAUCCCAUGGUUACUCCAACAUUUUUGUCACUUCUCCAUCUCCUGAAAACUUGAAGACUUUGUUUGAAUUCAUCUUCAAGGGUUUUGAUGCAUUAGGUUAUACUGAACAUAUGGAUUAUGACAUUAUCCAAUCCACUAAUCCAUCUUUCAACAAGUCUAUUGUUAGAGUUGAUAUUAAGCGUGGUCAUCGUCAAACCAUUCAAUAUAUUUCUCCAAAUGAUCACCAUGUUUUGGGUCAAGCCGAAUUGGUUGUCAUUGAUGAAGCUGCUGCUAUUCCAUUGCCUGUCGUUAAGAAAUUGAUGGGUCCAUAUUUGAUUUUCAUGGCUUCUACCAUCAAUGGUUACGAAGGUACUGGUAGAUCUUUAUCAUUAAAAUUGAUUCAACAAUUACGUGAUCAAUCCAAUGGAACUGGUGGUGCCAACCUGAAUGAUACUGCUGUUGUCUCUAGAGAUAACAAGCGUGGUAAUGAAAAUGAAUCUAGAGGAAGAACUUUACGUGAGGUUGUUUUGGAUGAACCAAUUAGAUACGCACCUGGUGAUCCAGUUGAAAAAUGGUUGAAUAAAUUAUUGUGUUUGGAUGUUUCAUUGUCCAAGAACAAUAGAUUUGCAACCAAGGGUACUCCACAUCCUUCUCAAUGUAACCUUUUCUACGUCAACAGAGAUACUUUAUUCUCAUACCACCCAGUCUCUGAAACUUUCUUGCAGAAAAUGAUGGCCUUGUAUGUUGCUUCCCAUUACAAAAACUCUCCAAAUGAUUUACAAUUAAUGAGUGAUGCCCCUGCUCAUCAAUUAUUUGUUUUGUUACCUCCAAUUGAUGAAAAUGAUAACAAGAUUCCAGACCCACUCUGUGUGGUUCAAUUAGCAUUGGAAGGUGAAAUCUCUAAGGAAAGUGUUCGUAAGUCUCUUUCUCGUGGUCAAAGAGCUGGUGGUGAUUUAAUCCCAUGGUUAAUUUCUCAACAAUUCCAAGAUGAAGAAUUUGCUUCCUUAUCUGGUGCCAGAAUUGUAAGAAUUGCCACCAAUCCAGAAUAUGCCGGUAUGGGUUAUGGUUCAAGAGCUAUUGAAUUAUUGCAAGAUUACUACCAAGGUAAGUUCACUGACAUUAGUGAAUCUUCUGAAAUUAAUGAUCAUACCAUUACCAGAGUUUCUGAAAGUGAAUUGGCAAAUGGAUCUUUGAAGGAUGAAAUUAAGUUGAGAGAUGCAAAGAGUUUGCCUCCUUUGCUCUUGAAACUUUCCGAAAAGCCACCUUACUUCUUGCAUUACUUGGGUGUUUCAUAUGGUUUAACUCCUCAAUUACAUAAGUUCUGGAAGAGAUCUGGUUUCGUUCCUGUUUAUCUCAGACAAACUGCCAACGAAUUGACUGGUGAACACACCUCUGUCAUGUUGAACGUCUUACCUAACCGUGAGAAGGGUUGGUUGGAAGAAUUCUCUAAGGAUUUCCAUAAGAGAUUUUUACAAUUAUUGUCUUAUGAAUUUAAGAAAUUCCCAGCUAUCCAAUCUUUGAACAUGAUUGAAUCUGCAGAACUUGGUGAAAACUUGACUAAGGAAGUCAAGAAGUUAACUAAGGAACAAUUAGAUGAGGUGUUGUCUCCUUUCGAUUUGAAGAGAUUGGACUCUUAUGCCAACAAUUUAUUGGAUUACCAUGUUAUUGUUGAUAUGCUUCCUUUGAUUUCUCAAUUAUACUUCUCCAAGAAGGUCACUAGUGAACUUAGCUUAUCAUCUGUUCAAGCUGCUAUCUUAUUGGCUAUUGGUUUGCAACAUAAGGAUAUGGAUCAAAUUUCCAAGGAAUUGAACUUACCAUCCAACCAAUCUAUGGCUAUGUUUGCCAAAAUUGUCCGUAAAUUCUCCACUUACUUUAGAAAUGUCUUGAGUAAGUCAAUUGAAGGAACCAUGCCAGCCUUGGAAGAUGAAGCUGUCAAGGAAAUGGAUGGACAAGCUGAACACAUUGACUACGAAGCUAUUGAACAAAAGUUGCAUGAUGACUUGGAAGAAGCUGGUGAUGAAGCUUUGAAGGAACUCAAGUCAAAGCAACGUGAAUUGAUUGACUCCCUUAACUUGGAUAAGUAUGCUAUCGCCGAAGAUGCUGAUUGGGAUGCUGCUGACAAGUCUGUCUCUAAGGCUGCCAAGAAUAAGGGUGUUGUCAGUGUUAAGAACAAGAACUCCAAGAGAAAGCUGGAAAAUGCCAGUGAAAUCUUUGAACUGGAAAUGAAGAGUGUUGGUAAGAAGCCAAAGAAGAGCAAGAAGUAGUAUGCUUCUGUUGUAAUAUAGUAUUGUCUAUGUAUAUUUGGACAUAUAAAUAAGAAUAAAUAAAGUGCAUCUUUAAUAAAAGGCAUGAAGUUUGCUAAUAU